Pieris napi is the source of this 6464-nucleotide messenger RNA. RefSeq names its product rap guanine nucleotide exchange factor 2 (gene PDZ-GEF). Gene Ontology annotation, biological process: positive regulation of GTPase activity; Ras protein signal transduction. Gene Ontology annotation, molecular function: protein binding; guanyl-nucleotide exchange factor activity. The record is from RefSeq and is a predicted model, not a curated record. Lineage: Eukaryota; Metazoa; Arthropoda; Insecta; Lepidoptera; Pieridae. The transcript has 2 exons. The coding region runs from base 311 to 3844 and encodes 1177 amino acids. Gene Ontology annotation, cellular component: apical plasma membrane; plasma membrane.
CUGUGAUACAAAACUUGGAAAUACGAGUACCAACUACCAACUGCGUUUGGGUUUGGGAAAGUUGCUUUCUAAAGUCGUAGCCAUAGUUGCUUUCGAAUUAAAUCAAAACUCUUAAAACCGAGUAAUCAUACAGUGGACAUAAUUACGAUUUCUUUCUUUUUAUGUGUUGUGUCGAUACUAACUGUAGCUGGUUUCCAACAUGGAUCUUGGUAUUUCUGACAGUUCCGCCAUGAAUGCAAAAUAAAUACAAAUUAUAUACUGUACUGUACAGGGGCUGGAAGUGUACAAGUAUAAAAGAAGAAGCUUCACAAUGUUGAGAGGUGGGCGUGGUGGCCGCCACAGUCCAGAGCUGUAUCCUCAUACUCUGAAGUGUUCCAACGCAAGUGACACCAGCUCAGCAUAUAGCGGUAGUGACACUAUGACAUCUGUUCAUAGCUCCUUAGACAUGGAUAUGGAGGUAGAUCUGUCUGGUCUCCUUGAGUCUAUAGUGGACUCUGAUGAAGAAGAAGAUUUAGAAGAAACUAUGGACAGUCUCACUGUUCGUGAUCCAGUCAGAGAAUGUCUCGAAAAAGAUCCCAGUGAAAGAACUGAAGAAGAUAUAGAGAUUCUUUUAGAAUUUACUCAACAUUUAAAAGCAUUUACAAAUAUGACACUUACUGUACGAAGAGCAUUAUGUGCUGUAAUGGUAUUUGCAGUUGUAGAGAAGGCAGAGACAAUUGUAAUGCAAGAUGGAGAGGAACAUGACUCCUGGUCAGUAUUAAUUAAUGGACAUGUUGGUAUUGAACAUCAAAAUGGAGAAGUUGAAUAUCUGAAUGUUGGUGACAGUUUUGGGAUGGCUGAGGCUACCCUUGAAAGGUUGUACCAUCGGGGUGUUAUGACUACUAGAUGCAAUGAUUGCCAAUUUGUGUGUGUUACUCAAACAGAUUACUACCGUAUUUUACACCAGGGAGAAGAAAAUAUAAAACGUCAUGAAAACGAAAAUGGAGUUGUGGUAUUGGUAACAGAGUACAGGGGUGCUGCAGGUGAAUCUGGUCAUCAAGAUGGACAUGUAGUAAUAAGGGGAACCCCUGAACAUUUGAUGUUACAACUUAUUGAAGAUAAUUCACGUGACUCUACAUAUGUAGAAGAUUUUCUAUUGACUCACAGAACAUUCAUUGAAAAUCAUUUAGUAGUUGCCAAGCAAUUACUUGCCUGGUUCUCAGAACCAUCUGUACGUGAUAAGGUCACAAGGGUAGUUCUGUAUUGGGUGAACAACCAUUUUACUGAUUUUGAAACUGAUCCAAAUAUGAUGGAAUUCCUUGAGAAUUUUGAAUUGGCUUUGGAGCAUGAGAAAAUGGAAAGCCAACUGAGACUGUUAAAUAUAGCUUGUUCAGCUAAAGCCAGAACAAGAAGUGUUACUUUGUCACGCCCCACAAGAGAUGAGCCGCUUAAUUUUACUAUUCUAGGUGGAUAUGAAAGGGGUUAUGGUAUAUUUGUAUUAAAAGUUGAAAAACAUUCUAAGGCUGAGGAAGUGGGCUUGAAAAGAGGUGAUCAGAUACUAGAAGUUAACAGUCAAUCUUUUCAACAUGUGAGUCAUGCAAAAGCCAUGGAAAUUAUUACAGGAUCUACACAUCUAAGUAUAACAGUAAAAAGUAAUUUCUUAGCUUUCAAACAAAUGUUACUCAUGCCAGAAAAUUCUCCUAGACAGAGGGGAGGUACAAAUAUGGUCAGAUGGCAAACGGAUCCAAGAGCAAGACUUUCAACAGCAGAAUUACUUAGCGAUGAUCCCAUCACCCUGACUCCGAUUUUCCAAUCUCCAAUAAAGAAAUCACAACCAGAAAUAAAUGUUAAAAAAGAACCACAAAAAGGAUUUAUGACACUGGGUCCAAAAAGACUUCAUAAGGCUUUAAUGAAAAUGAAUAUUCUGCCAAAAAAUACCAUCACUGAUGGAUUUCACAAUGACGACAGUAUACUUUCGAAUACAGAUGCUUUAAACAAAGCAAACACAAGCACUUCAUUUUACAGUUCCCACAGUAAUCCAGAUCUUAUUUCAAUUUGUUAUGAUGAUUAUCAGUCAUCUGAUUACCCUGAACAUGUGCUAAAGGUGUAUAGAGCUGAUCAAACUUGUAAAUAUUUACCAGCUCAUAAAGAAACUACUGCCAGAGAAGUAGUAAUGCUUGCCUUGCGAGAAUUUGGUAUUACAGAGCCAAGUUCAAAUUUCUCCCUCUGUGAAGUUUCUGUUGCACAAGGAGGAAUAAUUAAACAGCAUAGGCUACCUGAUCAGUUACAAAAUCUUGCAGAAAGAAUCGGAUUAAGCUCUAGAUAUUAUUUGAAAACAAAUGGUGUUAGUGAAACUUUGGUACCUGAUGAAAUGGCUCCGGAAUUACUCAGAGAGAGUGUUGUACACUUCUUGCAACUGAAUGCUGUGGAAGUCGCUGUCCAAUUGACAUUACAAGAUUUCUACAUAUUUCGACAAAUAGAGAGUACUGAGUAUGUGGACGAUUUGUUUGAACUAAAAAGUAGAUACGGUACACCCAUGCUAUCACAAUUUGCAGGUUUGGUAAAUAAAGAAAUGUUUUGGGUCGUAACAGAAGUGGUCAAUGAGCAAAAUCUCGUCAGAAGGUCUAGAAUCAUAAAACAAUUUAUAAAAGUUGCAAGGCAUUGCAAAGAGUGUAAAAACUACAAUUCUAUGUUUGCUAUAAUUUCAGGAUUAGGUCACGGUGCAGUUUCUAGACUUAGAAUGACCUGGGACAAAUUACCUACAAAAUACAUUAAACUGUUUACUGAUUUACAAUCAUUUAUGGACCCCUCCAGGAAUAUGUCCAAGUACAGGCAAUUAAUUACAGCUGAACAAGGCAGAUCACCUGUCAUUCCCUUUUAUCCUGUAGUCAGGAAAGAUCUGACAUUUAUUCAUCUCGGAAAUGACACGAAAGUGGAAGGUAUGGUAAAUUUUGAAAAAUUGCGCAUGAUUGCCAAAGAGGUAAAGACACUCACUAAUAUGUGUAGUGCUCCAUACGACUUGCUGACGUUACUGGAAUCCGGUAAACAACCUCCUUCCAAUGCUAUGGUGGCAUUGAACCAAUUAACAACUGGAGUUCAACAAGGCCAAGUCACUGUAAAAAGAAGAAAGAAGUCCUCCAAUGUGCCAAAUCCAAAAAAGAUGUUUGAGGAAGCGCAAAUGGUUCGCCGGGUGAAAGCAUACUUAAAUCGCAUGCACGUGGAAACUGACGAGGAAAGACUUCACGCUCUGUCUUUAGAAUGUGAAGGUUCAGGUCCGGCACCUUCCCUGCCGCGCCGUCGACAUCCAUCACCAUCUCUCUCUACUACGAGCAGUGCGUCGUCGGCCAGCGAAAGUAAAAAAGGCUUCGCAGGAAAUAAAUUUGGAGCAGCCUCACCUCAAGCCGUGAGAAAGUUAUUGGCUCUAUCCGAACCUGCCAAAACCCGUCCACACCAGCCGAGACCUCCGCCACCCCCCGGACCUUCCCCGUGCUCUCAUAGAAGAGACGGAACCGUGGCGGGAAUUUGUUGUUCCCGCGCCGCACACGAGAGAUCGCACUCGGACACGCCCACGCCGCUGCCCGUGGAUUUAUCGGCGGAAAGUAGCAGUGUGACGUCUUUGAUAAACUUGCCAUUAAGAAAAACGGGAUCGGCCACGUCGAGCGACAGCGGGCACGGCUCGUGCGCGACGGCGAACUGCGUUCGGCCGAUCCCUCCUCCGCGAAUGCCUUACACGCUCGCCGCUCAGGUGGCUCGCAUCGAUCGCCUGAACCGAGCUCAUUCGCACGAAGGUGUCACUCGUUCUUACGAUUACUAUCACGACACGCCAGAUGACGAAGACGACGAUCAACAAGUUUCUGCCGUGUAAAGUUCUCAAUACUCCAUUUCCAAAAAUUUAUAUUUUAGUAAUCUCACUCGAGUAGAAGCAUGACAUAAAACGUUUAAUAUAUUAUACUAAAAUGUAGUUCAUGUUUAUAUUCCUUAUGUGUAAGGUUAAAGACUGUCUUAUUUAAUUAUUUUAGUGUUUAUUGUAAUAUUACAUAGUAGCCAUGCCUUUAUAUAUUAUUAAUAUUAUAGAUAUCGCGACCCACCAUGUUCCAGUUAUGACUAGAAAUAUUAGAACUAGAAAUGUUCUUUUCGGGCAUGCCCUAAUGCACCUUAAGGAUGUAUUUUACAUUCCGUUGUUUGUGUAUAUUUUUUAAUAAUUCGUAAUGUAACGCGCAACUUAGACCAAAUAAUAAUUAACGUACCUUUUAUAAUAGUGGUUCAAACGGAACGCGUAAAACGGUGAAGGUAUAAUAAUUAUUGAUUGACGUUUCUGUAGUAGGUGACCAUUCUUUAAAUUAUGUACCAGCUGUACGCAUACAGUUAUCACAUUUUAACGUAAUAACGUUUAAUGUAUAAUUAUUGUGGCAUAUCAUCCUUUCGUUUUACUAGAUUUCUUGGUAGCUUUGUGGACCAAUUUUAAUUUGAAAGUAUUUUCUCCUUUUCUAUUGUAGCGAUAUAUGUAUAACGUUAUAAUAGCAACGGUUAUAAUUUUCAUAAUGUAAAUAAUAAAAGUAAACGACGUUCUUUAUUAAAUAUUUAUUUACAUAGCCAUAAUUUAAUAUUUAACAUUAUGAUUCAUCUUCAAAUAUUUUCAUAUCAUGUAAUAAAGUAUUUAAAAAUAAAUCGUCUUUGUGAAUAUUAUCGAAACUGAGCUAAAUAAUCUAAUUCAAGUGGAUGAAGAUUUGGACUUGGAAUCACUAAACUGUGUAGAGGGGGUCCUAACUCAUGGUUUUGCAUCUCCUUCAAGCUCCGCACGGUUAUUCUUUGAUCUGGUGCACCGACUCUAGACAGGCCCACCGCUAAUGUAUCCUCGGUCAACCCUGAUGAAAAAUAUUGACAUCCUUUAAUGAGUACGUUUAUACCCGUCUUGUACAUAAAUAAGCGCGUGUACUAACUACUCACUGUUUUUUGAGUUAUUUUAAAACCAUGAUAUCUUCUAAGAUAUUUGUUGAUAUUAAAAUGUGUCAAUUUUGUUGCAAUAAAAUAGUCUUUAAUAUUAUUAAACUAUACUGUCAUACAUCAUUUAUAGGUAGCGCACUUAAAAGAAACCUUCGAUAAAAGAAUAUUUUUAUAGUAAUUUUAGUAUUGGACGUAGAUAAUAAGAUUUAUGUUAUAGAUUUCAGUUAACCUGAGUUUAGCUUCUCCCUUAUUAUAUGUAAAAGUUGUGUUGAUGCCUCACUAACGGUCAUGAACUUUGGUUUCAUGUAUUGCCUUACUUUUUUUGUUAGUGACUCUUCAGUUGGCUCCUUAACUUUUAUAUCUAAAAAGAAAUUGUUUACUGAAAUUAAUAUUCAAACAAGUAAUCAUUUAUAUUUUUAUCAUCAUUACUGGUAUAAUAUAUCAAUCAUGUAACUAUAUGCUACUGCUAUUAUAUUCUAAAGUACCUAAUAGACAUAAAGUGUGCAAAUUUCUUGUAUAAUUCCCAAUAAUUUUUUCAUAAAAGCUGUCUGGUUUCCAUGUUUCGGUCCAAUAAGGUAUUGAAAUAGUUUCACCAAAAUUAUAUAAUUGUAAGCCACAACAGCUAACAGCAUUCAUUAUAGAUGCAUUAUGUAUAAUCUGGGGAGGAAAGGAAUAAUAAUGGAUAAGAUAAAAAAAAUUUGGUAUUGCCUUAAAAUAAUAUUUUCUUAUAGGAAGUUUCCGAGAUAAUAUUAUAUUUAGAUACAAACAACACUAACUAAAUUGAUUUGAUAGAUUUAUAAAUUAUACUUUACCUCAGUUCUAACACCUAGCUGCUUGGCACGUAGUAACAUAUCUGUAUGCGUUGUGGCUCCUAAAGGAUCACCAACCACAAGAAGAGCUAUGUCAUUAUCUCGGGCUUCCAUUAAAAAACUGUCAAUGUGACUUUCACAAAGUUCACGGUCAGCAAUUAUGAUAGGUCUUCCAUAAAAUUCUUCCUAUAAAAAUCUCAAUUUAAAAGUAAAGAAAAAGGGCAGGGCAACCCUUAUAGUUCAGUCCCUAGGAACUAGUAAAUAAUGGUAACCAGUUAGUAAUUAAUAUUAUGUUCUAAUUUGAGUACAUGUCAACUAUAGAUAUAUAAUAAAUAAAUGAUACAAUAUAACUGCACAGAAUGCAGUUGUGGUCUCCAAAAUAUAAACAAUAAUUUUCUAAGUUGCAAACUAAAAUAUUCAAUAUCAUUUAAGACAUGCAUAGUGUUAUUUGAUAUCAAAGUUGUAAAAAAUAUUUGCCUUGGUUUUCAUUGUAUUUUAUAACUUUUAAACAAUUCUGCAUACUACGUUUAUAACAAAGGGAAGUAAUCGCGCAAUGGGCAUUAAGAAACUAGUGAAUUACAACUUACCAAAACAUUGUGACCAACAGUUAAUAUUGAUGUGUAUCCCUCCAAAAGUACUUUGUCACAUUUUUUUACAAUUUCUAGCCCUUUAACUGUUAUAUCUUUAGCAUUACCUAGGCCAAGUCCAAUUAAAUAAAACAUACUUUUAAAA